UUUGAUCCAGCAGCAAAACUGGAUGUUAGUUUUGUGGAUGAGGAGGGCAGCGCUGAAGGGGCAGUUGAUGAAGGUGGUCCCACACGAGAAUAUCUAAGACUGUUAAUGAGGGCAAUUCAUCAAUCUAAUGUCUUUGAGGGGCACGAGAAUGACCGCCAUCUAGCUUUGGACACUAGUGCGUAGGAGUCAAAAAUGUACAACUGUAUUGGAAAAAUGAUAUCGGUCUGUUUGGUGCAUGGAGGCAUUGGACCACAUUUCUUCUCUCAAAGGCUGUAUAACCACAUUUGUGGCACAUUGUCUCAACCUACCCUGGUUGAGGAAGUUGUUAACCAUUCAUUCAGAGAGCAGUUGAUCAAGAUUCAGGAUGCAAACACAGUCGUGGAGGCAAACGAAGCCAUUAUGCAGGCAGCAGAUACUCUGAGCAUUAUUGGAGCAUUAAGGUGUGUAACUACUCUGGAAGAGAGGGACUCCCUUGUGCAAUCUGCUGCAGACUUCUUUGUAAAUGGCCGAGUGUGCACUGCAUUGCAACAGUUUGUGGAAGAUUUGAAGACUCUCAAUGUGCUAGAUGAGAUUCAGAAAAACCCUGCAGUCUUUCAAGAAUUGUUUGUCUGUGAGGAGAAACCACUCUCGGCACGGGACCUAUGCACACUUUUCCAAGUGUGUUUUUCUGUGCAAGGCAGCAAUAAAAGGAGGAUAGAAAAUCAAACCAUAUGCUACUGGAGAGACUGGUUGGUGGAUAUUGAAGAAGGAGAAUGCAGUCCCGUUACCCUUGAAAUGAUACUGGAGUUCGCUUCCGGAGCAUCCACAGUGCUUCCACUGGGCUUUCCCCAUCGUCCACAAAUUGAAUUUCUCCAUGAGGCUAACAAAGUCUUCCCAGAAGCAAAUACUUGCCUACUCCGCCUUCCUGUACACUCAGACUAUGAGUCUUUCACAAASUACAUGAAAGAGGGGGUGCUGCAGUCACCUACCUUUGGUGUUGCAUAAUCAACUAAUAAGUGUAAAAAGCAGUUCUUU
Poecilia reticulata (guppy) is the source of this 1014-nucleotide messenger RNA. Lineage: Eukaryota; Metazoa; Chordata; Actinopteri; Cyprinodontiformes; Poeciliidae. The record is from RefSeq and is a predicted model, not a curated record.